AUGAAUGUGGCAACUCAACUUGCAGAUCUGUUGGCAUGGUUGCAUAAAAAUAAAAUUGCAGUUGGCUGUAUCAUUGCUUCAUGCAUUAUGAUAGAUAAGGAAGUGAAUAUUAAAGUGUUUGACUUUGGUUACAUUUGCAAUCGUGUCAACGAGGAUUCUGUAAUUCCUCUUAAGUAUGUUGUUGGCAGAUAUCCUGAGGAUGUUUCAAAAGGUGGGUGUUGGACGAUGAAAUCUGAUGUUUAUAUAUUUGGUCUUCUACUGGUGGAGUUGAUAACCAAAACGAAGCUUCAUUCUGAUCCUUCCGUUUUCGAUAAUUGUAAACCUGACUCUUUUGUUCACAAAAGCUUUGAAGAUGUUGAUGAUCAAACUGUAUUUGGUAUCACGUCUCUGGCUUGCCGUUGCGUGAGUGCUGAUCCAAGCGAAAGGCCAACAAUGAAGAUGGUUUUAGACGAUUUGAAUAAUUUGAAUAAAUUAAGGAAGAUAGAGAAGAAGGUAGAGGGAAAACGAAAAAGAGGUGAAAAUGAGUCCACAGUAGAAUAA
Messenger RNA from Solanum stenotomum, 540 nucleotides. RefSeq names its product probable serine/threonine-protein kinase At1g01540. The record is from RefSeq and is a predicted model, not a curated record. Gene Ontology annotation, molecular function: ATP binding; protein kinase activity. Bases 1 to 540 code for a protein of 179 amino acids. The transcript is spliced from 3 exons. Lineage: Eukaryota; Viridiplantae; Streptophyta; Magnoliopsida; Solanales; Solanaceae. Gene Ontology annotation, biological process: protein phosphorylation.